Messenger RNA from Talaromyces rugulosus, 3225 nucleotides. RefSeq lists its product as uncharacterized. NCBI's taxonomy places the organism in Eukaryota, Fungi, Ascomycota, Eurotiomycetes, Eurotiales, Trichocomaceae. The coding region runs from base 1 to 3225 and encodes 1074 amino acids. Gene Ontology annotation, molecular function: catalytic activity; ADP binding; protein binding. The record is from RefSeq and is a predicted model, not a curated record. The transcript has 2 exons. Gene Ontology annotation, biological process: nucleoside metabolic process.
AUGCCUCCGAAACGGUUGAGCCACGAUGACUACAAGGUGGGGUGGAUCUGUGCAUUGGAGGUGGAACAGGUUGCCGCGAUGGAGAUGUUGGAUGAGGAACAUGAUUCUCUGCCGCAAGCGAGCAGCGACACGAAUUUUUAUAACCUCGGCAGCAUUAACAACCAUAAUGUCGUUAUUGCUGGUCUGCCCAGGGCGGGGAACUGCCCUGCAGCCACUGUUGUUACCCAGAUGAAGAUGACAUUCCCAAACCUGAGAUACGGUGUGUUAGUUGGGAUUGGGGGUGGCGUGCCCGUAAAGACAGACCAUGGGAUGAUCCGCCUAGGGCAUGUGGUGGUUAGCGAACCGACAGGCAUACAUUCUGGGGCAGUACAAUAUGAUUAUGGAAAAGCGAGGUCAGGCCAGUUUGAACGUAAAGGAUCCCUCGCACCUCCACCAACGGUCCUCCUGAACGCUGCACGAGAGGUGGCUGUACGGCGUCAGCGGAUGGAUCAUGAUCCUAUUUGGAGUAAUACGCAGAGAAUCAAAACGAGCCGUCCAGCUCUUCGUCGCUUCAAGUAUCCUGGCGCUGCGAACGAUUACCUCUACCAACGGGACUAUGUGCACGGGCAAGAAGGGGUAUCAUGUCAGGAUGGCUCGUGUGACCCGAAACAGCGCAUCGAACGACCGAUGGACGACGAUAAAGAGGCAUUUGUCGUCGUGCAUAGAGGCACAAUAGCGUCUGGGGAGUUGGUGAUCAAGGAUGCCAAGAAGAGAGACGACCUGGCAAAGGAACACGGGGUGCUGUGCUUUGAGAUGGAAGCAGCAGGAGCGCUUACUGAUUUCCCAUGCAUGGUUGUCCGAGGCAUCUCGGACUACUGCGACUCUCACAAGAACGACAUAUGGCACGGGUACGCGGCGGCUGUCGCAGCAGCUUAUGCAAGACAGUUGUUUUUCCAUAUCUCUAUCGAAGAGGCACAGAGGAAUCCUAAUCCAAAGCCAACCACUUUCGAACUCCCCUUCAGUCUAUCCGAUAUCUCCGAAGUCACCCAGUUCAUUACAAGACAAGCUGAAAUUGGGCGAGUGCAAGAAGUUCAUGAAGAGAUAGCUGGACCGCAAACCGCUGCCAUCGCAGAUCACGGUCUACAAAAAGAGCGCCAUUGGAUGGUGCCGUUCGGGCGCAAUAACAAUUUCGUGGGACGCGAUGCUAUUUUGGAGCGUCUUCUGACAUCCGUCUCGCCCGACGCUGUACCUGAUGACUGCCAAAGGGUCGUCCUCGAGGGCCUUGGUGGCGUCGGUAAAACCCAGAUUGCCCUCGAGAUUGCGUUUCGCAUUCGCGACCAGCAUGACGACUGCUCUGUCUUUUGGGUGCCAGCUAUCGACCGGUCCAACUUUGAGAAUGCAUACCGUGUGAUUGGGUCUCUCCUCGGACUUGAUGGCAUGAAUUCCGAUGACACGGAUGUAAAGACUCUGGUUCAGACAGCGCUCAGUCAGCGAAGCGCUGGGAAGUGGCUUCUAAUCAUUGAUAACGCUGACGAUCCGCUUCUCCUCUGUGGCAACUCAGAAUCGCCGGUAUCCAGCGAUGCCCAAGAUAGACCUUUACUUUGCUACCUUCCAUUCAGCCCCAGCGGCUCCAUCUUCUUUACGACAAGGAAUCAUGAAGUUUCUGUGGACCUAGAUACUCCAGAGCAUAACAUUCUCAAGGUCGAGGAAAUGCAGCGAGAAGAAUCCCUCAAACUUUUGAUGACCACAUUGAAAGAGAGCCAGGUUAAAGACAUGGAGAGCACAAAUAAGUUGCUAGACUUGCUUGAAAAUCUACCGUUGGCGAUUCGCCAAGCCUCUGCGCUCAUAGCCAAGAAGCAGCUGACGACGGCAGAGUAUCUCGAUGUGUGCCUAGCUAGCGAAGACGAUCUCAUAAAUCUGCUGAGCAGAGACUUUGAGGACCGACAGCGCUACAAGUCAACAAAAAAUCCCGUGGCAACCACAUGGCUGAUUUCCUUCCGGCACAUAGAGACGCAUAAUCAGCUAGCCGCUGACUUUUUCAAGUUCAUGUGCUUCCUGACCGGCAAGGAUAUCCCUCUCUCCCUCCUACCACCAGCAAGGAAGAUCGAGGUGGCAGAAGCCAUCGGCACACUCAAAGCCUAUGCCUUUAUCACUCAACGUGGAGAUGAAGAAUCUUUCGAUCUGCAUCGUCUAGUGCGGUUAGCGAUGAUGAGCUGGCUGCGAGGCACGGGGGAGCUUGAAGCUCAGUUUCAGCAGUGGACAACCAAGGUCAUGGAGCGGCUGGCGACAGAGUUCCCCGACCCCGAGCACAGCAACCGCAGUAUCUGGAUUCGCUACCUCCCGCAUGUGCACCACUUUCUACACUUCCGAGAACAGCGCGGGUACCAUCCGGCGGAAGCGUUGCUGCAGUCAAGAAUCGGGAGCUGCUUGUAUACGAUGGGAAGAUUUCCGGAAGCUGAACGUGCGUUUAGACAAGCUCAGCGGCUAUUGGAGGAGCAAGUUGGAUUGGAGCACCAAGACUCGCUCAGCUGUAUGCACGAAGUCGGCCUGAUGCUCCUAGAGCAGGAAAAGCUUGAAGAAGCUGAACAGGUUCUCCAGCAAACGAUAUCACUCAAGGAGAAAGCCCUUGGUAGAAACCACCCCCAGACUCUUUGCGCUAGGAGGGAUCAUUUCCGCACACUUACGCAUCUCAAGCGAUUUGAGGAGGCCGAAGGCAAGGGGCAGCCGGUGCUUGAGUCCUUCAAGAGGGAACUUGGGGAUAGACACCCGGACACACUCAAGUGCGCGAGCAUCUUUGCAUUCACCCUCUCGCAACAACACCGGUACCACGAGGCUGAACUGAUUGAGAAGCCUACGCUCGCAUUGCGCAAGACGGUGCUUGGGGCAGAUCACCCGAUGACGCUAGUCAGCGCCAACAACCUCGCCUUCGCGCUCUCACGCCAGGGCAAAUACGAGGAGGCGGAAGAGAUUGAGCGUGAGACGCUCAAGUUACGGGAAACAGCACUGGGCAAGGAACACCCUAACACACUUGCCAGCAUGAAUAAUCUAGCCAUCACGCUAGCUGAGCGUAGCAAGCACGAUGAAGCACUCAUCCUUAUGGAGGCUUGUUUUGCCCUCAGCACGCGUGUUUUAGGGGUCGACAACCCGGAGACGAAAUGGCGCGGCGAGUUUGUACGGGCUGGUGGCCAUCGGACGACAACGCUGCAUAUGACAGUCGCGGGGACUGCAGGCCCUGAGGGAGGCUGA